This is a messenger RNA of Dibothriocephalus latus, 1356 nucleotides long. Lineage: Eukaryota; Metazoa; Platyhelminthes; Cestoda; Diphyllobothriidea; Diphyllobothriidae. The record is from the annotation of a GenBank genome assembly.
AUGGUGAAAGGAUGCUACUUUUUGCCGAUUAUAACCGACUGUUUCUCACCAAAAUAUGCUUUCAGCAUCGUCAAAGACAUCUGUCAACCUGGUAUUCAAAUGGAGACACUCGCGAGUACUGAUGUGAGCAAAAUUGUAGCAGGUGACGAAGAUGCCGUUUUAGACGUCAUCUGGAAAUUAUUUCUUCUGUCAGAGGGCAAGCAAUCGAAAAGUUCUCAGGUUGAGAACGAAAUCCAUGAAGUUAAGGCUAGUCUCGUAGCCUGGUGCAACCAACAGGCUUCAGCAGCUUUGCUCCAGGAGAGUCGGGAUUUCAGCAGCUCAUGGUGGAAUAUUUGGAUCUUUUCUCGUCUUGCCGAGGCUCUCUUCCAGAAACCAGUCGAUGUUCAGACCCCCGGGGAUACGGAUCGCCUAAGCUCUGCAUUAUCUUCAUUUGAAAUCAAUUUUGGCCUCCCUCAGGCGAUAAGCGUGGAAGAUAUCUGCACAGGACACUGUGACGAACGUGCACUGAUUCUCUACCUUGCCUGUCUUCGCGACGCUGUUUCUCGGCACCGCACUUUGACUCGAGUGAAGAGGCGUCUGGAGGCCCUAGUUGCCUGUGCGGAACUGUGCAAGGAGUACCGAGAGGGCAGUCGGCGUUUUGAGGAUUGGAUUAAAAAAGAGAUCAACCGGCUGACACCCAAUCCGCCACCCGACAUUCAAACACUGAUAUCUGCCAGGGCUGAACUUCGGCGACUGCAGGACUUUCAGUUAGAAGAAAAGCCCAUCAGGGAACAGGAAGUGAGACGGCUGUUGGAGCUGCUGUGUCUACUGUCUGCCAAGACCGACGGAGAGGGUGAAUGUUUCCUGACUGAUUAUGAUCGGUCCUUUCCUGCACGCAGUGAAGAGGCCCUUCGGCAGUUGGAGAACGCCCUGUCACACCGAAAAGUCUGCUUGUUAGAGUUCUUGAAACGAUUCGAUGGGGUACAAGCUGAAAUCGAGGGACUCAAACGGCGUACUAUCUGCCUCACGAGUUGGUUAGAGAAGAUGCAGGGCACUGUCAACCAUCUCUGUGAAACAAAGAGCGUUUCAAAUGUUAUUUUUUUUAAUAACCUCAGGAACCAGUUCGAAUACCAUUGCUUCUUUGUCUUUCUCUACACCCAGAACCGCACUGAGGCGGGAAAGUUUACCGACCUGACCCGAGCUUAUGAACGUUUGCGGACGCUGUCGCCAAAUUCUACGGAACUCGACAACGUAAUGAGGAGUAUCGCUCUUCUGCAUACACGCUGGCAUAAGUUACGUGGGGAAGCUCUCCAGCGCCUUGAAGAGGCAAACAGCUGCCGAUUGAGUUUCGCCCUGCAGCUGUCCAGGAACGAUUGA